UCCUCACUAUCCUCCCAAAAGUUGCCUCAUAUCACCCUAAUGGACCUCCCACGAUUAUCUUGUUGGCAUCUUCAUCUGUUCUUUCUCUGCUUUUAGUUUUAGUACCCUCUUUCCUCCUAUUCUCUACUUUUUUUUUCCUUUUUUAUUUGCAAUUUCUUGGGUUCUUUUUUCUUCCAUUCAAGAGGAAGCUUUCUUGUAAGGAUGAAGGCAACAAGGAGUAGAGCAGCUGCAAGGAAGGACAACAAGGAAGCAGUAAAGCCUGUUGAAGACAGGAUUAUUGGAAAGCGAAAGGCAGCAAUCCGGGCUGAUAAGAGUAACAAAAAACGCGCUAAGAACGUGACAUCAACCAAGAAAGACCCCAACAAACCCAAGAGACCUCCCACUGCUUUCUUUGUUUUUCUAGAAGAGUUCAGAAUAAUUUACAAACAAGAGCAUCCAAAAGUGAAGGCUGUCUCUGCUGUGGGCAAAGCAGGGGGAGAGAAGUGGAAGUCCAUGUCUGAUGCAGAGAAAGCUCCAUAUGAAGCAAAAGCAGCAAAAAGGAAAUCAGAAUAUGAGAAGCUCAUGGAAGCCUACAACAAGAAACAGGAAAGUAGUGAUGAUGAGGAAGAAGUUGAGUCUGAAACAUCAAAAUCCCAGGUGAAUGACAAAGAUGAUGAAGAAAGUGAGGAGGAUGAAGAAGAAGAAGAUGAGGAUGAUGACUGAAUCUUGCAUGGUUCCUGAUUCAGUCCUGUAAAUGAACAAUGCUACAAAUUCUGGCUUAGUGGCUUUGUAUGAUAGUAUGUUUGAGUUAUGUCAUGUGUGCUUAGUUUUUUGAGGAGAAAGAAAACACAGCUCCUUUAUUGCCAUAUUAGUCCUGUAAGAUUACUUACUGCAUCCGGUCGGCUAAUAUAUACUACCUCAUUAUCUCUGUGAAUAUGUAUCUGAACAUUCUACCUCA
Durio zibethinus is the source of this 937-nucleotide messenger RNA. RefSeq names its product high mobility group B protein 3-like. The record is from RefSeq and is a predicted model, not a curated record. NCBI's taxonomy places the organism in Eukaryota, Viridiplantae, Streptophyta, Magnoliopsida, Malvales, Malvaceae.